GUUCAAAACUAAUGAACCAUUAAGAAACAUUUAUUAAAAAGUUAUUUCAAUGAACCAGAUGCACGUAGCGCGUAUAUUAGGCCCCUGCAGAACAUCUGAAGAUUUAAAGUGUCUGAAAUGUGAGCGGUUAUUAAAGGGAGCGAUCUGCUCUGAGGGAAGGCCCAGUCUGAGCAGCUCAGCGCUAGGAAGGAAAAAAACAAAACAAUGAAGGAAGUGGAAAAUGUUCAACAGAGCAAAUCUGACAUUCUUCCUUCAGAGGACAAAGUGCGGAUGAAGCAGGUCGGCAUCCAGCGGCCGCAGAGUGACGGUAGAAACCAACCGGCUGAAGGUCAGCACGUGUCGAGGAAGGAAGACGAUGUUUCUUGGAGUCUAAAUGUACGCCAUCAGGAAACGAUGCCUUUCUACAUCAAAGAAGAGGAGGAGGAACUCUGGAUCAGUCGGGAAGGAGAUGAUCUGCCUGGAGAAGAUGGAACUGAAUGCUCCAAAUUCCCAAUCAAUGUUGUAGUUAAGAGUGAAGAUGAAGAGGAGCCUGAGCCCCCACAGCUCAAGCACAGUCAAACCAGCACUAGAGAAGCAGAACUUCCAACCAGCAGUUCGUUUAAAUGGAUAAAAACAGAAACCGAUGGAGAGGACUGGGGGCGACUGGAACUUCUCUGUGAGUCGGAUCCAAGUCAUUUCAAAAUGGGUGAACAUGGAAGGGAUGCGGACUCUUCUGAAGCCGGCGAAGAUUAUGGCAAUUAUGGCUGUAAGAAUUGGCCGGGAACUUUUGCAGUUACUGAUAAUCUAUUGAAGGGAAGCCAGCUAGCUGAGUCGGCCAUAAACAGUGAUGCAGGCAGUAAUGCUGCCAAAAGGGUCUACAGCUGCUCUGAGUGUGGAAAACAGUUUCUAGAUGAACCGUCUCUGAAGAGACACAUGAGACGCAACACUGAAAAAAGUUCCUCCAACUGUUCAGUUAUUCAGAAGUGCUCUGAAGUGAAGAAGAAUACAAAUUCACAGACCAAAGUUCACACCGGCAAGAAAAACUUCAGCUGCGAAAUAUGUGGCAAAACCUUCAGAGAUCAUUUCAGCCUCACAUCUCAUAUCAGAGUUCACACAGGAGAGCAACCCUUUGGUUGUGAAGUAUGCGGUAAAAGGUUUAAGCACCAGCAUGACGUGAAGAAACACAUGAGAGUCCACACAGGAGAGAUGCCGUUUUGCUGUGAGGUUUGCGGUAAAAGAUUCAAGCAUCAGCACAAUCUGAAGACGCACAUGAGAAUCCACACGGGGGAGAAACCUUAUGUGUGCGAUAUUUGUGGGAAAAGAUCAAGGUUUCAGCAUAACCUGAAGACGCACAUGAUAAUCCACACAGGAGAGCGGCUGUUUGACUGUGAUCUCUGUGGUAAAAAGUUCACCUGUAAGAAAAGUCUGAAGGCACAUGAAUCGGUUCACACCGGAGAAAAACCACACAGCUGCGAGAUCUGUGGCAAAAGCUACAAACGAAAAACACACCUCCGUACUCAUAUGACUUCCCACACGGAGGAAAGGCCUUUCGGCUGCGAGGUUUGUGGUAAACGAUUUAACCGUAAAACAUACCUGGAGACACACAUGACGGUCCACACUGGGGAGAAGCCUUACAGCUGUGACUUCUGUGGUAAAAGGUUUACCAGGAAAACCCAUCUGGAUUCACACAUUAUAGUGCACACGGGAGAGAAACCAUUCGGCUGCGCAGUCUGUGGCCAGGAAUUCACCCAGCAGGGAAGUUUAGACCGGCACAUGACAUUACACUUAGGAUAAGGAGUGUUUGUGUUAAUGAAAAGUAUUUAGUAAGCUAUCUAACUGCAUCUGCAAGCAGAUACAGCUAGGAUCUUUUUUUCUUUUUUUGGUUAAAUCCGACUCUCCAGAACACUAUUACUUUGCAGUGUUAUUAUGUAUUCUGAGCUGGAAAUGAGUCCAAACACAUUUCAUCUGAAAGCUAUCUAACUGACUUUCUAGAAGUGAAGUAUUAGGUUGAUUAGUUUGAAUAUUGUGUUUAGUAUGUGUAGUAGUACGGAAGGGUUUCUAUGUUGUGUAUUAAUGAGCAGUACAUUUCUGCAGAACUACAAACACCCAUAUAAGUGGGUUCGUAUGAACUAGUUCCUCUAAUACUAAUAUUUUGGGCAAUUUGAGUUUAUAUACAUAUUUGUUCUGUAUAUAUCUUGGGAGACUUUGAUUUCCAGCAGCCAUCAAGAGUUUGGAGAGGUUUUCGAUUGAGAUUGCAGUCUUUGAUCUGCUGACUAAUUGCUGCCCUUGAUUAUGGAAGGAACUUGUACUUAAUGACAAUAAAAUAUUGUCA
This is a messenger RNA of Cyprinodon variegatus (sheepshead minnow), 2311 nucleotides long. Its product is annotated as gastrula zinc finger protein XlCGF57.1-like. Gene Ontology annotation, biological process: regulation of transcription by RNA polymerase II. The transcript is spliced from 2 exons. Gene Ontology annotation, molecular function: DNA-binding transcription factor activity; RNA polymerase II cis-regulatory region sequence-specific DNA binding. The record is from RefSeq and is a predicted model, not a curated record. The coding region runs from base 205 to 1773 and encodes 522 amino acids. Lineage: Eukaryota; Metazoa; Chordata; Actinopteri; Cyprinodontiformes; Cyprinodontidae.